Molecule: messenger RNA, 5600 nt
Organism: Cheilinus undulatus (humphead wrasse)
Lineage: Eukaryota; Metazoa; Chordata; Actinopteri; Labriformes; Labridae
Product: zinc finger and BTB domain-containing protein 17
Exons: 2
Coding region: 473-2155 (560 amino acids)
Biological process (GO): regulation of transcription by RNA polymerase II
Molecular function (GO): DNA-binding transcription factor activity; RNA polymerase II cis-regulatory region sequence-specific DNA binding
Source: RefSeq, a predicted model, not a curated record
AGUACUGUACUGUGUCAGUUCUGCAGGCAGAAGCUGGAGAUGGGUGAGUCGCCGCUGAGGGCCAUGGUUUCAGAGAUUAUGAGUUCUAAUAAUUUACGGACUUGAAUAACACUGUCAGAGCCCGUCUGCAUUUUUGUCCUGCAGAGUCUGUUUGUUUGCAAACGUCCGUGUUUGACUGGCUGGCGUUGAUAAUUAAAAGCUAACAGGCUAAUGUUAGCGGGCGCAGCCAGGCCCAGUGAGGAGUCGCUGCUCUGAGUUUCUACAUUGUUUUUGUCAGCGAACCCGGGUGGAAUAGCCAAUAAGGCAGAUGUGAAUGUAGCAUCUCCACGUCAUUCUGUACAUAUUCAACCAUUAAAACCCCCGUUAUUAAAAAGACUGGUAGUAUUCUGACGGUUCAGGCAGCACAGUAAAAGCUAGCACAGCCUGUGAACGUCGGCUAAGUGAAUUAAAGCUAGCUAACUGCAUUAAAAUAAUGACUUCCAGGAGGACAGGCUAUGCUGGCAGCAUGGAGUCCUCUCCAUCAAACGGCGGUAGCAGCUCAGUCCACAGUGGGAACCGUAAACAGAAUAUUAUAAACAUUCCCGACAGGACUGGAGCAGAGUCCUGUUAUGAUAGGAAAGCAGACAAAUCAGGAUACGGAGCCUCACAGGGCAGCAUGACUGUCACAUCUCUGAAAUCACGGCUCGCCCCGACCAUUCAGACUGCCAUGUCCGCUGCUGUGGAUACUCUCCUGGGUGAAGUCGUGUUAGUCCUCAAUGAGACACAACAAGAACUGUUACACAAGGAACAAGAAAAUGAAAGACUGAAGGUUCGCCUGGAGGUCUCAGAGAGGGAGCUGAAGACUUUACAGGAGUGUCUGUGUAGUGCUCAGAAGCUCAUAGAUCAGCUUCAGAUCUCAUACACAGGCACUCAGACUAUCAAUCAGUCAGUCUUCGCCCCUUCACUGUCUUCCAUGGCUUCAAUGACCUCAGGUUUGGAGCGGGACCACCAGAGUUCACGAAAUGUAAAUGGAGCAGGUGUUGACUUGGGUCUUGGUGGAUCUGUGGAUGAAUCGCUUCACGGGUUUGAGCCGAGAGAUGACUACAAAAUGUGCCAGCUCUCAAUACAACCGGAUGGCUCUGUGACUAACCAUGCUCUGGACUUUGAUUCCAAUGCAGCCCACAUGUGCUCAGAUUCCAGCAGACCAGAUGAGCGUCAGUCUCAGGGACCAGGUGGAGCAUCCAGGUUUGAAAUCAAGGAGGAGCAGGGGCCGUCUUCAGGCCCUGCACAGUCGAGCAGGAAGGAUCCUGGCUUACGUGGUGAUAACAGAGUUGGGGAUGAAGAGCGAUCAUCCCACAGCAUGGGUGACCUCGGCUAUGUUCAAGUUGGAGGGGAGGGAGGUUCCCAGCGUUCCUUUACUCAACCUCUGCGUCACCAAAGACCUGUGCGAGACUGCAGCACUGACCUGCAGCAUGGUGGACUUGAUGGACAGAAACAGUUGGUGAGGACUUCUGUAGGUGGAAGAGGAGACGGUGUUUCACCAGGCAGAGCAGAGGACUCAGCAGGACCUUCAGUCCCCGACACAGCAGGGGAGCCCUCUGGAGAUCGGCCCCACCACUGCUUAGAAUGCGGAAAAACUUUCCGUUUAAUCUCCAGUUUAAAGAAGCACAUUCGCAUCCACACAGGAGAAAAGCCGUACCCUUGUGGAGUCUGCGGCCGUCGCUUCCGUGAGUCAGGGGCGCUCAAAACCCACCUGCGCAUCCACACAGGUGAGAAGCCUUACUCCUGCUCUGAGUGUGGAAACUGCUUCCGACACUUGGACGGUUUGCGCAAACACAGGCGCACGCACACUGGAGAGAAACCCUACGUGUGUGCUAUCUGUGGGAAGCGCCUGAGCCGCCUGCAGCACCUCAAGCACCACCAGCUCAUCCACACUGGAGAGAGGCCAUGCUGCUGCCCCUUCUGCAACCGCAGCUUCAAAGAGCCAGCAGCUCUGCGGAAACACAUCCGCACACACCGCGAAGGAGGCCACAUGGGGAUAGGGGCCAGCGAUGACACGGACCCAGACGCCAUGGACGACAUAAACAACCUCCAUCCAGCAGCGCCGUCCCCUCAGAUGAGGUUUGGGGAGUGGGGAGCUGAGGAGGAUGACAGCUCUGUUGUGGACUGUGUUUAGGGGGCAACUUUUACAUACCAUGAAAUCGUCUUCUGGUGAUAAACCUGAAAUAAGCUUUAUGUGUAGUUUGUAAACAUGGCACAUAAGGUCAUCUCUGUUUCAGCUGUGAAAGUGAAGAAUGAGGCUACAUAUAACCCUGGCCUUUAGUUUUAUAUAUACCAGACAUUGCCAUGUUUCACAAUCCAAGAUGUAAAAAUAACUUCAAAAUAAUCCACUGUACAUUCUCCAACAGUAAGUAUUUAUGUCCAGACAUUCCUCAGGCAGCAGAAGCAGCAGCUCAUGAACUGUUCUUGGCAGACAGGAGGGUACUGGUUAGCUAAGCCUCCUGCCAAUAUUUAGGAAAAAGAUGGCAAAAAGAUUCCCCUCUGUUACGAUUUAGAUCCUCUGUAUACUGACCCAUCCAUCAGCUGAGUCUCUGCUGCUGCUGCUGCUGUUCAUAUAAACACAAAACAUGAGCCAGGGACUGAAUUUUCUGCUUUAUUAUUUUGGCCUUUUCCUUUUCAUUCAACUGCUGAUCCUUGGGGCUGCUUCAUGGUCCAUGAGGGCUACACCUGGGUAUUUAUCAUAACCACACUGCUGGCCUAAUUUUUUUCAGCUAACCCUUUAUGUAACUUCUGAACCACUUCUGAAGUCUUUAUAGAUGGACAAUUAAAAAGCCAUAUACAUUCAGAAUUUAUGUGCUUACUUUCAGUAAUGUGGUUCAUCAACCUACUUAAUAGUUGUCAGCGAGGCUUAUUCUUGUACGGAUGCAGCCAUCUGAGAAAACCUAGUGCUUACAACUGAGCCGAAAAAACAUUUCUAACUGAUAUAAUGCAGUAUUGAUACUUUGUUCAACCCCUUGUUACUAAGGAUGCACAAUAUUAGAUUUUUGCAGGUUGAUAUUAAAAAAAUUAUUUUAGCUCACACCAAAAUAUAAAUGUAGUUAAGACCUACAGCUUAAGUCCUUAUCAAACACUCAAAGUUUCAGGAAUGAGGAUGAAUGAAGAAAAAGACUUUAGCUGAUGUAGGUCUGUUAGUCCCGCCUAAAAGUCCACAAACAUAUUUACAUAUCACCCAAUAUUUACAGCUAAUACAGGUCAGUAUUUAGAGCUUUGAAAUUGGUUGUCAGUGUCAUCAGAAAUGUUCAGAAAUGAUCAUUUACUGGGGCGUAGGUGGCCUAGUGGUUUAAGGCGCACCCCAUGUACACGGACGGCCCAGGUUUGAAUCCGGCCUGGGGCCCUUAACCACAUGUCUCUCCCCUGCUCUCGUUCCUGUUUCUGACUCUAUCCACUGUCCUCCUCAAUCAUAAUAAAGGCACAAAAUGCCCAAAAUAAAUCUUCAAAAAAAAAAAAAGAAAUAAUAAUUUACUUUCCAAGCUAAUAUCUGCCAAUGCUGAUAUACCAAUACUAUUGUGCAGCCUUACUAGUUACCAUAUCCCAGUAUUCUACCUUGAUUAAGCAGAGUGUAAGCUAAAAAGCCAUAUUGUUACUGACUGCAGUCAUUUACAUCAGUGGUUCUCAACUGGAGGGUCGGGAUGGAAGUGGGUCUCAGAGCAGUUUUCAGUGGGUCGCAACGAUGUGUCUGAAAAAAAAUGUUGGCAAAAGUCCUGAAGUCCUUAUUGAACAUGCAUGGAUACCUUUUACUUUACCCUGUUUUUCUGUGAAAUUGGGUCAUUUAAAUGUUUGAUUAAUUUUUAAAGUAAUUUAUCUCCUGUUCUUGCAAUAAGCGGCUACUUUUCCCAUGAUAAUGAACUGAUUUCACAAGCUCUCUGGAAAAUUGACACAUAAUGAUGGGAAAGAGGGUUUAAAAUGUGUCAGUUUUGUCCCUUUACUUUUUUAUAUCGGGUGUUUUGGUCCAAUCAUGCUCCAAAUGCGACAUAUUCAAUUAACUAAACAUGCAUUGUUAAAAAUAGUUUGGAAACUUGGGUUGCUGUCUGUCAUAAGACAGACUGGUGGGUCCUGAGGCUGGACCAGUUGAGAACCACUGAUUAACAUGGUAGAUUUUGUCUCCAGCAUCACUCUUCCUAUUUUCAUCUGUUUCUUAAAUGUAAUGUUUUUAGUCAAGAUAAGGUCAUCUGUGUAAAAAUCUGUGUCAAAGGCAGAUGGAGAACUGGUUGGGUCGUAGCCCGAGUUCAUUUUCGGCCUGUGGAUCCUUUCCCUGUUUCUGAGUCCAUCCACUGUUCUUCUCGAUCAAUAAAGGCAGAAGAAGCCCAAAAAUAAAUCUUAAAAAAGUCAAAGAUUGAUUGUAUUUGCUCUAAGAUAGUCAGAAUUUCUCGAUUCUUCAAUACCUUUCUACAGAUGUUUAUGAUACAAUCUCUUUUUUAUGAUAGUAGUUAUAAAUAUACCAAUACUUCAAAAAUCCAUAUUUUAAAGAUAAAUGCAUAGGAGAGGAAUAAAUAAACCAAAAAUUUAGUACUGAAACACUGCAAACAAAAAUUGGUCUAGUUCAAGAAUGUUCAGAUGUUGGCCAAAUAAUUUCUGGUAAUGUAAAUAAGAACUUAUCAAAUUUUGGGUGCCCAGGACUUGUAUUUUUGUCACUACAAUACCAGAACAAGAAAUGAUAUAGUUUGAUUUUUACUAGUGUCAUAUUAAGGUUUUAAAAAAUCUGGUUUCAUAACAAUUUUUAUCUUCACAAACUUCUCUUCUCUCUCCACAAGGCUUCACUGUUCCCUGUCUGUUUAUCAUGCCCCUUUUAAAGACCAUAUCUUUGCAUUCCUUCUCUUUGUUCAAGCUGCUGCUCAUCCAGAAAGCUGCUGCUUUUCUGGUCUUGUAUUAACGUUGCCGGCUGUUUUAAUAGCCAUUAGUAACAGACAGAUUCUGGUGCUUGCAUGUGCGUAUUUGUUCUCUGGCGACAACACCUCACCUGCUGGUUCUGUAAAUAAGAAUGUAGUUUGAGCCAUUUUAACUGGAUCAAUGAGGGUUAACAAAUGAAAGUGCAACUAUGUCAAAGAAGGAUUAGACAGCACCCGUAUGCUCACAGUACAUACAAUGUAAUUAUAUAUAAUCUCACUGAUUUCUUCCUCGUGUUCUUCCUGAUGCUCUGGUGUGACUUGUACAUCAGGAGCAUUUAUCCUCGGCUUUUUAAGCUCUACUAUAGGUCUCUUCUGUCUUUAAUAUGUAUAUUACUCUAAUAAUGGUCUUUAUGUAACUAUUCUGUGUACAUAAUCAAGUGUAAGUCAUUUUAGCAGGCACUCAAAUGUAAAAAUAUCUGUUACUGUGUCCCUAGAAUACAGUCUGCCAAGGAAGUCUUUCCUGAGAUAAUCAUAUUUAUUAUUGUUUUUUAUUUUACACACAGGAAGGCCUUUGCAUGUAGGUUUGAACUGAAUCAGCAUCGCCCCAUUCAAAGUCAGUGCUAAAUGUGAAAUGGAUUCUUUUUUUAUGCUUCUGUGUUCAGUAUACAUCCACCCACAUGGCAGUCAUCCUGUUACCUACUCUACAUGUUACUAUAUUAAAGGGCCUUGUUUCUA